This is a messenger RNA of Drosophila innubila, 8996 nucleotides long. It is a transcript of the gene tud, whose product is annotated as maternal protein tudor. The transcript is spliced from 9 exons. Bases 552 to 8330 code for a protein of 2592 amino acids. Lineage: Eukaryota; Metazoa; Arthropoda; Insecta; Diptera; Drosophilidae. The record is from RefSeq and is a predicted model, not a curated record.
AAGCAAAGCGCGAUAGUCGUGUCGUCGUUGUCUCGGGCUGAGUUACGGGGUGGGCAAGUAAUUUUUCGAAUUAAAUCUAUUUCGCAUUGAUUAAUUGCUAUAUGAUAUAACUACAACUACCGCAACACAUUUCAAUUGGGUUGCGCUUGCAACGCAAGCCUUUUUUGAGGACUACAACAAACUGAAAAGACUGAAACUCAACGAUUUCUAAUCACUCUCAAAGACUUUCUACUACACACAUCCACAAAGUAACAUCACAUCUGCUGACAGCCAUAGAGGAAAAACGCUCCACACAUAACAUAAAAGUGUGCCAAAUCCAGAUCGCAGUUCAUUUCUUAAGCCACGCUUAAGAAAACAAAAGAGAGAAUUUGUAUAAAACAGAAGAAGCGCAACCAGAGCAACAUAACUAAACCAAUUGGCUGGGCGCUUGGCGACUGUGUGGUACACAUUUAAAUACAUAUUGAUGCACAAGGGGCGUGAAGUGGCACGGGACGUUUUUCCGAGUUUCGCUUUGGACAACGACGACGACAACCGAUAAUAGAAAUUAUAAUAUGAACGGCAAGCCGGCGGCAAUGAACAGUAGCGUCGCAUCCAGCGUGGAUUUGUACAUCACGCACUUGGAUCAUGUGGGACCCUAUCUCAAGAUAUACGGUCAGGCCAAUCGGGAUGCGGCCUUUUUGGUCAGCAAGCGGAUCGAGACGCUGCUGCCCACCUGCUUUGCCAUAGACCCGAGCUGGUCAAAUGAACGCCAACAGGCGCUGCUCACUCCGGGCACAUUCUGUGUAUUCAAGCGCACAAAGGGAGCUGCUCCUGGCGAUGUGGAGUACAUGCGGACACGCGUCCUCACCGCUGGAUUAGAUGACAAGCAGUUGAGCAAUCGCAACCAGAUGCGGGUCGAGAUUGAGUUUCUUGAUUACGGCUACAAGCGUAAUGUGAGCAGUCACGAUCUGCUCUUCUCCAAACAACCGCAGCUGCUGCAGAAUGUGCCAGUUUUGUGUUCGCAGUACAUUGUGCUCGGCAUUUGCUCGGAAUGGGAUCAAUCGGAGCUGGAUGAAGUGCAACAGCUGAUUGGCAAUCAUGUGGUCAGCAUUGAGGUGGAUCCCAAUCACAUAUGUGGUCAAAAGUUUGCCAGCGUACGCUGGAAGGAUUUCGAACUCAACGAAUAUCUGGUGCAACAGAAACAAAUUGGCGCUCCAAUUGCCAAUGAUCUGAUCAUGGAUCAUUGCAAGAAACUGUGGAAGGUGGCGCCACAGUCGCCAGUCAUUGAGUACAACAACAAUAACAUACAGAGCAGUGGCAACUCCCAAAAGACGCCCACAGAUGUGGCACGAGAACAGCUUGCGGCACGUUUCUCACUUGCCGCUCGCCUGGACGUGCAUCGCACGCUCAACACAACGCCACCACGACCGCUUAAAUCCACAGCGGUCAACGAAUUUACACCACCCAAGCAACAACAACAACAACCACAGCCGCAGCCACAACAGUUGCCGCAACAGUUGCAGGUGCAAGCACCGCAGAUGAUGCCAUCGCCAACGCCUUUGGCCAAUUUGACAAAUGUUCUGCCAGCCACGACGGUUCAGGCAACUGGACACUUGCUGGCUAAUGCUCAGAAACCCGCCUAUGCUGCGGGUCACGCCUUUAAUCAACCACGUGCCAAUUACCAAUCUUCCGAAGCAACAUCGAGUCUGUUGCCCACGCACAAUGUCUUCACGCCCAAGACAAGUCCCAGGCCAUUGAAUAUGUACUACAAUGUGCGACUCAAUAAUCCGAUGCAGCCACCGCUGGUGCAGAUGCCAAAGCAACCUUCAUUAAGCUAUGCACCCGCACGUUAUGCUCUGUCGCAGCCACCGACAAAUGCUGCACAAAAGCAACAACAACAACAACAAGCAAUGCAGUCACUUAUUCCGGCCUUUCGCACCACAAGUCUGACGGUGGGCUUAACCUACGAUGUCUAUGUGAGCUUCGUGGAGAAUGGCCCGCAUUUGUUUUGGGUGCAACUGAAGAGUGCCGCUAAUGAUCUGGAUGCCAUGAUGGGACAGAUUGAGCAUAUGCGUCUGCAGACGCUUAGCAAGUAUCCGGGUGUGGGUACUGCCUGUGUGGCACGUUUCUCCGAGGAUGGCCAUUUCUAUCGUGCCUUAGUUAGUGCUGUUUACGGCCAACGUUAUCGUGUUGUCUAUGUCGAUUAUGGCAACUCGGAGAUGCUCUCCUUCACAGAUCUCUUCCAAAUUCCCCAGGAGCUGCUGCAAAUCAAACCAUUUGCCUUUCGCUUUGCCCUCGCCGGCGCCAAGGAGCUGGGUGCUCUCGAUGAAAGCCUGAAACGCAUCUUUAAGAACUCGGCAUUGUAUAUCAACUUCCAGCUGACGGUGCAGGCACCGGAGAGCGUCGGUUCCAUGCAAACCUGCCAGCUCCUGCUUAAUGGCAACAGCAUGCUGGACGUGCUCAAGAAGCUAAAGAACUCUCAGCAAGCUUAUGCCAAGGCGGAUCAAUUACAGAAUGAUGAUGCCGUUGAAAUACGUUACAUUGACUCGCCCAGCAACUUUUAUGUGCAGAAGGUGAACAACAUAAAGCAGUUUGAAGAACUAAUGGAUGAGAUGUUUGCCUAUUACAAUACCAAUCAAAUGGUGCCGGAUCAGCUUGUGCUGGGUGCACCCUGUGUGGUGAAGUGUGAUCGGGAAUGGUACAGGGCAGAGCUCUUACGUGUGGAUGAUGCCACAAUCAUAGUGCGUCAUGUGGACUUUGGCUAUGAGCAGCAUGUGAAGCGUCAUUUGAUUGGCAUCAUUGCGGAGAAGCAUCUGAAGAUGCCACGCCAGGCGAUCAAGUGCUGUCUCAAGGGAUUCGAGAACAGCGAACUGAGCAUGGACAAUAUUACUGAUCAGUUUGAGAUGCUAGCCGAGGAAUCCAACAUCAGGCGUCGCACAUUCAGUGUGCGCGUCUUUCGCAUCGAACCCGAUGGCCUCAAUGUGGUCAAUCUGCUGGCCAAGAAUCUAAAUGUAAUGAAGAAACUCUACAAAUUGUCAAUGCCAUUCGAACAAUAUCUUUCCCUGGAGAAGGGUCAGUUCAAUGCCAAUGUGACGCGUGCCGAGUCCAUGGCCUCCGAUGUGAUACCAAAGCAGCUGGAGAAGGGCGAAGUGCUCAACUCGACCACCGUGGAGAGUGAGGAUCGUAUGCAAAUGCAGAAGCAGACGCGCUCCAAGAAUGUCAACAUCAAUGCCAGCGACUGGGACAAACACAGCUCUGCCUCGGCCAGCUCCAAGGAUACUCAAUCACAGCAAAGCAGCUCGAAGCGGUCCCAACAGCAGAGUCGCCAACCACAGGAUAAUAAAUUGGUUAGACGCAGUCGCGAUAUAAACUUGGACAGCUUCGAGAGCCGCAGCACGAGCAGCUACACCAGCGGCAUGAGCUCUCCGCGCAAGGGAAACCGUCAAAAUGGACGCAAUCGCACGGAUUCUCCACGUCUGCAAAACGGCAAACAGGAGGCGAACAAAAAUACUCGCUUUAGCAACAGUCAAUCACCACGCAAGGAUCAACAGCAGUCCCAACGCAAUUCGCCGAAUCAACGUUCUCAGAAUGCACCACAGGGAUUUGCACAGAAGCCGCAAAGACAAAAGUCCACGUUGGAUGGCACAGUUGGCAGCUCGAAGCGUUCCAGCGGCGUGGAAAGCGAUGCAGCGUCCAGCAAUGAGACGGCAUCUCCCAAACCGAUGCCAGAACCAGAGAAGGAGAAAUAUGUGGCACUGGACAAAGCAUUUGUAAUGCAGGAUAUCAAAACACCCAGCAAGGAGGCGGCUAGUCUCUCCUGGUGGGUAUCGCCAUUCCAAUUCUACGUAGUGCCAAAGAGUCUUGCUGCCAAAUACGAUAAUCUGCUGCGUGAGAUGAGACAGUUCUAUCGCCAGAAGCCACAUCAGCCACUCCAGCUGAAGGUGAACUCCAGCGUGGUGGUGCGACAGCGCAAGGAUAAUGCCAUAUUACGUGGCACGGUCGUUGCCUGCAAUCAUAUGCUGCGUAAAUAUCGUAUCUUCUGUGUGGACACCGGAAAUAUGCUGACAGUCACCUCUGAGGAUGUGUGGCAAGUGGAGCAACGUUUCGCUGAGCCUCCUUGCCUCGCCCAACGUUGCAGCUUCGAUAAUGUUGUUACCAACUAUGAUCACUUGUAUAUUGUGGAUCGCAUGGAGAAGUUUGUGCCCGCAAAUGCCAAAGUUGAAUGUGAAUUUAGCUCGAAAUACAACAACACGUACAUCGUCAAGAUGCUGGUCAAUGGCGCCUCCCUGCGGGACACGCUCAUCAAUGCACAGUUCCUAACUGAGGUGGCAGAGCAGGUGCGCGUUAGUCUUUUGGCUGGUCAACAAGUGCGUGGCAAAUUCACUUCCAUCCGGGACAUGACCAACUUUAAGAUACAACUGGAAAGCUGCCCUGAUGUUAACUUCUUGUGCAGCUACGAUGAUGUCAAGUUUGUCAAGUCUAACAAGGAUUUGGCCAAGCCCUUUAAGGAACACUACGAGGGCAAAUCGUAUGCCUUGAAUAUCAAACAUGUCUGCGAGAAUAAUAUCAUUCACUUGCGUCCUGUAAUGCCGCUGCUCAAGGAGGAGCGCAGUGCCUUCAUCUGCGGUUAUCCCAUUUUGGUGAACAACUUCCAGGCUCUUGUAGUCUACACGGCAAAGUCCUAUCGCAUCUUUGUGCAACCCAGCGUUGAGAAGGCAUCCAUGAAGAAAUUACUAGAUGAUAUGUAUGAGUAUUACAACAAGAAGGGAAAACAACUGCGCAAGUUUGAAAAGGAUCAAAUCUGUGCAGCUUUGAGUACCGAUGGAAAUUGGUAUCGUGCGCGCAUUGUGGCCAAGGAUGCCAAGGGAGCGCGUCUCGAUGUCUUCUACUUGGACUAUGGCAACACUGAGCAACUGCCUCGAGAUCAACUGAAGCAGCUGGAGGAGAAAUUUUAUGCGAAUCGUAGCUGUUAUGCUGUUGAAAUUAAUUUGCCAUUCGGUCGCAUUCACAAUGAUGAGAAGUUGAAGACACGUCUGGCGAAUCUCUUGGAUGAGCAGUUGGUCAUUGUGAAGCCCAUUGAGACGCGUCGGAGUCACCUCAUUGCGGAUGUCAUGAUUGCCAAUGGUAAAGAGAGCAUUGUGGAUACUUUGAAGGCGGAAAAGCUCAUUGCUAGCCGAGAUAUUGAUUAUAUGCGCAAGCAGCUGGAUAAGGAGAAGCCUUACAUUUAUGAGUAUAUCGAGUGUGUGGAUCUGACCACCGAUGACGAUGAAGAACUGCAGCAACGCAAGCAAGGCGGCAAAUCAAAUUCAGUUAACAAUUCGCCCAAGACAAAGAAGGAGCCAAGGGAGCCAAAGGAAUCGAAGCAACGCCAGAAACAGCAAGAGCAAGUUGCUUCAGCUGUGGAGAAACCAGUUGCUCCUGUUGUGACUGCCGAGUCGAAGCCAAAAACUGAAGUUAAAGAAGUGGCAGCAGUUAGGCAGGUGCAGGAGGAGCAGAAGGAACUACAGCCCGCUCAAACUGCAGCUGCUGUAAUUGAAGAACCUAUUGCAAUCUUACCUCCGCCAAGUGCUGAGGCUGUUGUUGAAGCUGCUCCCAUUGCUGCCGUGCCUGAUCCCGUUCCCGAUCCCUACAAGGACAUGGAGACAGCUGUGCUGAGUCAUUGCGAUAAUCCAGCUCAUUUCUAUGUGCAUCCCAUGGAUGCAUUGCCCAAACUAAAGCGUUUGACUGAGAAUCUACAGAUUAUAUCGCCAUCGAUGCCUCAGCUCUUGGAGAUUGUGAACGGUGCCGAUUGCAUCUCGAUGUACUCCAUGGAUAAAUCCUGGUAUCGUGCUAAAAUCAUCGAUGCCGAAUUGAUGGUGCUCCAGUUCAUUGACUUUGGCAACACCGAUUGCGUCUCGGAUGCUAAGGAGAUUAAGCAGAGCCUCUGCUCGCAAUCGGAACCUUUCUGUCUGCCCUUUGCACUGCCCAUCGCUCCCAAGGGCAAACUGGACUGGGCAGAUGCAGCCAAUGGCAUAUUCAAUGAUUCGUAUGAAAAGAUAUUGCACUAUGAAUACUUGACACGUGGCGAUUGCUACACAAUAAGCUAUGUUAAUCUCUACAUUGAGGGCGUUGAUGUGGCCAAGAAACUCAUUGCUGACGGCUAUGCCAAGCCCUUGGAUUAUGUCAGCAGCGGAAGCACUUGUUACAUCUCCCAUGCGAAUAGCAUCAGUGACUUUUACAUACAACUCGAAAGCGACUCGAAGGCCUUGGAACUGAUUGAAUUGUAUCUGGGGGAUGCGGAGCAAAAGCUGCAGCCAUUGCAACGCUUUGAAAAGGACAGCAUUGUGGCCGCUCUCUUCGACGAUGAUGGACUCUUCUAUCGCGCAGAGUUGCUGCGUCAACUCCCAGGUGAACGAUACGAGGUGCGUUUCAUUGAUUACGGCAACACGUCCAGCACUGGCAAGUGUCUUUUGCUCUCGGAGGAGAUUGCAAGUGUGCCGAGUUUGUCCAAGAGAUGUAGCCUACAGUUGCCAGAGGAUUAUGUUGCCUGGUCAAAGGAGGCGGAGGCAAAGUUUACGGAGCUAACAGGCGAAGGUGAAUUGGUUUUUACCACACAAUUGCUGAAGCCUGGAUUGGAGCAUGUCAUCAUACAUUUACUGCUCGAUGAGGAUAAUAUUUUGGAUCAAUUGCUGCCUCUUUGUACACAGAAACAACCGGAGAAGCAGCCAGAACCCGUUUUGGAGUCUAGCACUGAGUCUGAAGCUAGUUCAAGCAAUGUUAUGGCCAUUGUCACACAUGUGGACAGUCCGUUGAGCUUCUAUCUGCAACUGGAGUCGAACAAUGCACUCAUUGACAGCACGUGUGAGCAGCUUAAUGGGGAGCAUGCCAAGCUGCAGCCCAUCCAGGGAGUUGCCCAGUUGGGUCAACUAUGCGUUGCACAAUUCGCCGAUGACAAUGAGUUCUAUCGUGCUCGCAUUCUGGAACAGUUGCCGGCCCAGCAAUCGCUGCAGUAUCGUGUGCUCUUUAUAGAUUAUGGCAAUCAAGCUCUUGUGGAUAAGCUGUUUGAGUUGCCUGGCGAUCUGGCGCAGCUGAAGCCUCUGGCAGAGCUUCAUUCACUGGAAACUUCUCCUAACUUUAUCAAGUAUCCCAAGGAAUCACGCGAGGCACUGGACGCACUCGUUGACAGUUGCAACGGCGAGGUUGCCGUCGAGUUUGUCAACAAGGCAAGUCAACCUCCAGUUGUUAAGCUAAAGACCAUGGAUAAUGCGUUGAACAUUCACGAGCAGCUGAAAAAAUUGCUUGAGGCGGAGCAGGAUAAGAUCAAUGGCAAGGAAUGCAUCAUUUCGCAUGGUGAUUCACCUCAUAGUUUCUAUGUGCAACUAAAAAAGCGAUCCGCUGAUCUCGAUCUCAUUGUUAAGACGCUGCUGGGCAGACAACUAGAUAAGCUAGCGAAUCCCUGCGAGAAAUUGAAUGGUGUGUGCUAUUCCCAAGAGGAUGAUUGCAACUAUCGCUGCUGCAUUAAUUCAAUACUCCCCGAGGACAAGGGCUAUGAGGUAUUCCUCAUUGACUAUGGCAACACAAUUGUCACCCAAGAGAUUUACAAUUUGCCCGAAGAGAUCUGGCAAAUACCUCCAUUGGCCUUCCACUGUCAGCUCAAUGAGAUUCCGGAGAAUAUCACAAAUGAUAUAUUUGCUGUGCUGCUCGAGCAGCACUUUGGCGAGGUCUACGAGAUUGUUGGCGAACUGAAGGAGGAUCAAAACACUCUACAGACUGUCCAGUUGCGCAUCAACUACAAGGACUUUGCUGAGGAGUUGGCCAACGCUGUGGCCGGCGUACAGAAACCUUUGCAAGUGGAGCUACACAAUUGCAUCGUAGUGCAGUUUGAUAAUGCCAAGUCCUUCUAUGUGCAAAUGGAACAGGAUGUGCCAGCACUGGAGGAAAUAACCGAUAAAAUGCUCGAUGCCGAGCAAAACUUUGGGAUCUUUAAUGAUUUGCAAGUGGGCGCCAUUUGUGUGGCCAAGUUUCCCGAGGAUGAGGUCUUCUAUCGGGCCGAAAUAGUUAAGGUCCUGGAUGAUGGUAAAUGCGAGGUGCAUUUCAUAGAUUUUGGCAACAAUGCCGUCACCGAUCAGUUCCGUCAGCUGCCCGAGGAGUUGGCCAAGGCGCCACGUUACAGUAAACACUGUGAGCUGGAAAGCGCCACGAUUGCUAAGUGCGAUGUGGCUGCAUUGGGUGCGUUUAUCGAUACACGCUUCUCGGAGACAUUCCAGCUGGAGAUUCUGGCCAAAAAGGAUGAGCAAGACACGCAUGUCGUGCGUCUCUUCUACCAGAAUACAAACAUUAGCGACAAACUGCGACUGCAGGAGAAACCCUAAGAGAUAUCCCCCAAGAGAAUCCCAAACAAAUCCGUCAAGAGAAGCCGUCACAUGUCCAUCAAGAGGCAUACGUUAUGAGGAUGCUAUAAGCAUCCAGACACACACACAUACACACUCAAGAAUGAUUGCAAUAUUAAUGUGCAAAAAGAUUGUGAUUAGUUUGGCUAAAAUAACCGUUGUAUUACCUAAUUUAGUUGAACAAGUUAAACUUAUUCAAAGCGAAGCAAUGAAAAGCUCAUAAUUUUUUCAUUUUUGCUGCAAAGCCAGAAGCUUCAUUGAUUUUUCAUGGAAAACCAAAAUGAAAGCUCAUUUAUUUUAUAAUUUGUAAUUAACUAAUCAAAUUAUUUGAAUGAAAAAAAAAAUACAAAAAAACGAACACAUUUAUAAAAACAAAAGAAAAACGAACAAAAAAAAAACGAAAAACAAACAACAAAAAAAUUGCAUUAACAAACGAAAGAAAUGCAACUAAAAAAAAUUUGUGAAAUAUUUUAGAUGGAAAUCUAAACUAACGAAAAGGGUUAAUUAAUUUAAAAUAAAGGCAGUGGACGAGUAAUUGCUCAAUUAAAACACAACACAUAUACACAUACACAUUUAAAGCAAUUUUACAUAAUCAAAUACCGCCUCAACAAAAGUGUGUUUAAAAACGUUGAGGAGGGAAUAAUUUAU